AUGAAGCGGACGAGUAAGCCCAAGCCGCGAGACAAACUACCAGAUUAUUGCGAUGUUGAACCAAGGAGAGAUGGAGCGGGCAAUAUCAUCUGGCCCGCCCCCGAGUCAGCAAUCGAAGCAGCUCGAUCGUUUCUGAAAGAUUGUGCGGCAAGUGGCAAGAAGACUCUUAUUGCUCCCGACAAAGAUGCAGAUGGCCUUUCAUCCGGUGUGAUAAUCUAUCGAACACUGGUUGAGCUAGGGUUAGAUUCUUCCCUGAUUGAGGUGCAUCUGAUCGAGAAGGGGGCAAACAUCCAUCUCAAAUCUGAGCGAGAGGCUAUGGCUGCGAAAGCUCCAGCAUACAUUAUUGUGCUUGAUCAGGGUUCAGUGUCUGCACCACCGCUGAUUGACUCUCCCUCCGCGAAAACUCUCAUCGUUGACCACCAUUUGAGUGAUGCGUUUCCCGACAAUGCGCUAGUCGUCUCAGCUUGCCACUAUCCGCCUGUUUCCACAAGCUCUUUGUUGACCUACGAAAUCUGUAAGUCUCUUUCGAAGGACUUGGGUGCUGAUUGUGCCUACCUUGCUUGCAUUGGCACACAUGGUGAUCUUGGUAAUACGUUGAAGUGGAAUCCCCCAUUCCCAGACAUGACAGAGACAUUCAAAGCACAUACCAAGAAAGCAAUUAACGAUGCUGUCUCACUCAUCAAUGCACCGCGUCGGACCGCGAAAUAUGAUGUUAUCACUGCGUGGAAUGCCCUACUGAGUUCCACUGACCCAAAAACGCUACUCAGCAACGGCAGACUGCAAAGUGCUCGUGCGGAGAUUAACAACGAAGUCGAACUCAACACCCACACGCCCCCUAAGUUCAGUGCAGACGGGAGAAUUGCUGUCCUACGUAUCAACACCGCCGCACAGGUCCAUCCAGUUAUUGCAACCCGAUGGGCAGGCUACCUGAAUUCCAAAGCACUCGAGAUUGUUGUCUGCGCCAAUUCAGGAUAUUUGCCGGGUAUGGUCAACUUCUCGUGUCGAAUCGCACGAUGCGCAAGGUCAAGAGAGCCGCCAGUGAAUAUUAUCGAGAGUUUGAAAGCUGCAGCUGACCUCUCGACUGAUGGGCUAAGAGAUAGGCUCGGCGAAAGCUUUGCCCGCGGACACAAAGAAGCCAGCGGGGGCGCUGUACCUGUGGAACCAUUCGAAGAACUCAUGAAACUGCUGAAGGUUGGCGAGAAGCCGGUGACAGCCGACAACGAUCAGUCACCAAAGGCCAAGAAGCUCAAAACUGUAGAGAAAAUCCCUCAGAAGAACACGAUCGCCAAUUACUUUUCCAAGACUUGA
Molecule: messenger RNA, 1308 nt
Organism: Exophiala aquamarina CBS 119918
Lineage: Eukaryota; Fungi; Ascomycota; Eurotiomycetes; Chaetothyriales; Herpotrichiellaceae
Exons: 2
Coding region: 1-1308 (435 amino acids)
Source: RefSeq, a predicted model, not a curated record